Messenger RNA from Drosophila santomea, 1713 nucleotides. RefSeq names its product trypsin-1. The record is from RefSeq and is a predicted model, not a curated record. Bases 210 to 1043 code for a protein of 277 amino acids. Gene Ontology annotation, molecular function: serine-type endopeptidase activity. NCBI's taxonomy places the organism in Eukaryota, Metazoa, Arthropoda, Insecta, Diptera, Drosophilidae. The transcript is spliced from 2 exons. Gene Ontology annotation, biological process: proteolysis.
AACAUCGAAAAGGCAAAGUGACUUUUUAAAUGGGAGUGUCUACAAUGCCACCCCAAUGUUCGGAGCACUUUGUGUGUCAGUUGGCGGAUAAGCUGCACAGCGGGUCUUCUACCCACUGGGCGGCUAUCACUAAUCCAAGACAAGCAUUCCUAUAUAAGGCUUUGCUCUGCCUUGGGCCAUUGAAUACCUUCGGUUUAUGUUGAACAACCAUGUUGGCUCUCCGCUUGUUUUUACUGCUGCAGUGCAGCCUGUUGGUUCUGGCAGGCGUUUGUUUAAUACCGCAGCCUGUUAAAAGGCAGCGCUCGCUCGAGGAUAUAGUGAAGAGUCCCUGGAAGCUAACACCCCGCCUGGAUGGCCGCAUUGUGGGCGGCCACCGCAUUAACAUCACCGACGCACCACAUCAGGUUUCGCUGCAGACUUCGUCCCACAUUUGCGGAGGUUCCAUCAUAUCGGAGGAGUGGAUAUUGACUGCCGCCCAUUGCACAUAUGGUAAAACGGCAGAUCGCCUGAAAAUACGCCUGGGCACCAGUGAAUUCGCUCGCAGUGGUGAACUGCUGCGGGUGCAGAAGAUUGUCCAGCACGCGCAGUUCAACUACACCAAUGUCGAUUACGAUUUCUCCCUGCUGCAGCUGGCACAUCCCAUCAAGUUUGACGAGACCAAGCGGGCUGUCAAGCUGCCCGAGUCUCAGAUGAAAUUCAUGGACGGGGAAGCGUGCUUUGUGAGCGGUUGGGGCAACACCCAGAACCUGCUGGAGUCCCGCGAGUGGCUGCGUCAGGUGGAAGUGCCUCUGGUUAAUCAGGAGCUGUGCAGUGAGAAGUACAAGCAGUAUGGCGGCGUCACCGAGCGUAUGAUCUGUGCUGGAUUUCUUGAAGGCGGCAAGGAUGCGUGCCAGGGCGAUUCCGGCGGUCCGAUGGUCACCGAAUCGGGCGAGCUGGUGGGCGUGGUCAGUUGGGGCUACGGUUGCGCAAAGCCCGAUUAUCCGGGUGUCUACUCAAGAGUUAGUUUCGCACGGGAUUGGAUCAAGGAGCACAGUGGUGUUUAGACUAGUGUAUAUCCUGCAGAAAAAACUUAGCUUGGAAACACAUUUCUCCUUAUGCGACUGUUUGCACUACAAGUAUAUGUAUUUCGAAAGCCCGCAAUAAAAAAUUAUCAAAUGAUGCCAACCAAUCCGCUUGAACCAUUUCAUAAUGCGCUGCUUGGAUAGAAGGAUUCGCACACGUUGCCGGCACGCAGCCCACUUUUCAAACACGCGACCCUCCAGGAUAUCGCACACUUCGCCGGCGCAUGUCGCGUUGUUCGAAAUGAGUCUACUUGGCCACGUUAAGCGGAUGUGCCAGGCUGCACGAGUCCUUGGCCUCUUGGGCGGGUGUGAGCAUCGCAUCUAAUUGUUUUGCUCUUUGCAUUGGGAGGCUUAUCAGCCAGCUGUCAUUGUGUGCUGAGCCCCGUUCAUGUGUUACAUGCGGCGUAUACGCAAUUACUUGCAUUACGUAUACGUAGGGAGAAGUUUGUGUGCAUCGUGAACAAUUGGUUGGCGUGGCAUACUUUUCCGUUGAACGGCUCCUCCAUUGUUGUGUUUGCUUAGUGAUAAAUUAGCUUACAGAAAUUAACAUUAGGCGUUGCACAAUUUAGAUGUAUGUACUUUCAUAGCCUUGGCAUUGGCAAUGCGAUCGCACAACUUACGUAGCUUUGAGUGGAAACUUUGGGCGAAUCGA